ACACCUCAUCUUUUCUCCUUUCAACACAUCUCUCUCAUUUAAUAAUAAUAAUAAUAUUAUUCUUUCAAACACUUUUUCAAAUAAAUAAAUAAAUAAUAAAAUUAUUUCUGGUUUCCAUUCCAUCUGGUUCUUUUGACACUCAUCACCACCACCACCACUCUGUUCUUCCUCUUCCCAACCGCUGUUAUAUUCAAUUUCAAUCACUGGUUCAAAAUUCUCCACAGAUUGUGAGAGGCUUUGAUCCAUUGUAAUUGAUGCUAUUGUUUCUGUGUGAGUUCUUAAAUUAUAACUGGAUCCUAUGCAUGGUGAAGUGAAUCUUGCAUGGAGGCAUUGUUGAAGUUAUUUGGUGGAACUCUGAAUUCAAUAACUAGUAAAUGCAUGGUUUUGCUUGUUACUCUUUUGAUUUUUAGAGUGUUUCUUUUCCCUGAUUUUGAUGGAAUUGAAUGGAGAAAUCUUGUAUACCACUCUCCGUCGACGAGUUCUUUCGAAUUUGGGAUUCGGGAGUUCAGGUUUUUGGUAGUUCCUCAGCUUGUUUGGGGAUUAAACAACCAGAAAAUCGCAUUCGCUAGGGCUUGUCUUACUGCUAGAAUGUUGAAUAGAACCCUUUUGAUGCCUAGCUUUAGUGCAUCCCUUUUUUACAAGGAAGUCGAUCUGUUGCAGCCGAUUUCUUUCGAUAAAGUAUUCCAAUUCGAAAAGUUUAAUGCACUUUGCAGUGGUUUUGUUCGGUUAGGUCGGUAUUCGGAUGUCUUGAAUAGAACUCGAGUGCUUGAAAUGACGAAAGGGAGUGGAAGGAAGUGGACAUUGGAGAGAGAUUUGUCACAAUUGAAAGAGUAUAGUAAAGGCUCUUAUGAUGACUAUGAGGUCAUUGAAAUUUUAGGUAAAAACCCUUUCUUAUGGCAUGAUCAUUGGCCUUUGAAGGACUAUGCAAAGGUUUUCGAGUGCUUGGUUUUGAUCGAUGAGUUUCGUAAUGAAGCAGAAAGGGUUGUUUCUAGGAUUAGGGAAGUCGGAAACAAUGAAUCAAUGGAACCGCAACAAGAUAGGUCCUCAUUUCAGCCUCUUCCAUAUGUUGCGGUUCACAUGAGGAUCGAAAUUGAUUGGAUCAUUCACUGCAAAAAGUUAGAGCAGAGAUUGAACACAAAUCAAAUAUGCAGCAGCAAGAAAGAGAUAGUGGAAAGAGUUAGAAACAUUGUAAUCGGUUUGAAAAAAACUCCGAUUGUUGUUUAUCUCGCGGUAGCCGAUAAACUCCUCAACGAUUCUUCCAUAUUGGAAGACUGGAGAGAAGGCAUUCUUCCUUACGAGAAGAAGAAACUCGGCGUUGAGGGAAUCUAUAACAAAUAUCCAUAUCUGAUUCAAUCUGCGAUCGACUAUGAAGUUUGUUUACAGGCUGAUAUCUUUGUUGGAAACAGUUUCUCUACAUUUUCAAGUCUUAUAGUUCUUGAAAGAACACAUAAAAUGAUCAAAACGAGUGUCGAAAGCGAGUGCGGAACCGAUGUAAGAUGGCCUUCUUAUGCAUAUAACAUACAAGGAGAAUCAAAUGGUGCAAUGAGAUGGAUUACAAAUAUGUCUGAAUCAAGUCUUCAAACAAUAAGCUAUGGAACUGAUAGAAUCUAUGAUUGCAAGGGUCAUAUUUAAUCUUCUGCAUAUUCUGGUGUUUGAUUAACACAAAAUGUAUAACAUAUUUCCAAUCGCUGAAAAUAGAAUCGAUUUUUCGAUCA
Molecule: messenger RNA, 1715 nt
Organism: Lathyrus oleraceus (garden pea)
Lineage: Eukaryota; Viridiplantae; Streptophyta; Magnoliopsida; Fabales; Fabaceae
Product: O-fucosyltransferase 23
Exons: 3
Coding region: 322-1632 (436 amino acids)
Biological process (GO): pollen-pistil interaction
Source: RefSeq, a predicted model, not a curated record